This is a messenger RNA of Anopheles cruzii, 1585 nucleotides long. RefSeq names its product polyubiquitin-like. NCBI's taxonomy places the organism in Eukaryota, Metazoa, Arthropoda, Insecta, Diptera, Culicidae. The transcript has 2 exons. Gene Ontology annotation, cellular component: cytoplasm; nucleus. Gene Ontology annotation, molecular function: protein tag activity; ubiquitin protein ligase binding. Gene Ontology annotation, biological process: modification-dependent protein catabolic process; protein ubiquitination. The coding region runs from base 113 to 1261 and encodes 382 amino acids. The record is from RefSeq and is a predicted model, not a curated record.
CUUCGAUCAGUCGCGAGAUCAGAUCAUACAAGCAACGUCCUUCAGAAGCGGUAACAUUACUCAACGCACGCUGUGCUCCUGAUAGACUUAAAAGUCACCAAAGACAACAAUCAUGCAGAUCUUCGUAAAGAUGCUGACUGGCAAGACCAUUGCCGUGGACACUGAACCUGAGGACACGGUCGAAAGUGUUAAGAAACAGAUCGAUGAACGUGAGGAAAUCCCUCCGAACCAACAGCGCAUGAUCUUUGCCGGUAAACAGUUGGAAGAUGGACGCCAGCUACAGGAAUACAGCAUCAUCAAAGGUUCUACGAUCCACUUGGUGUUGCGUCUGAAGGGUGGCAUGCAGAUUUUCGUGAAGAUGCUGACUGGCAAGACCAUUGCCGUGGACACUGAACCUGAGGACACGGUCGAAAGUGUUAAGAAACAGAUCGAUGAACGUGAGGAAAUCCCUCCGAACCAACAGCGCAUGAUCUUUGCCGGUAAACAGUUGGAAGAUGGACGCCAGCUACAGGAGUACAGCAUCAUCAAAGGUUCUACGAUUCACUUGGUGUUGCGUCUGAAGGGUGGCAUGCAGAUUUUCGUGAAGAUGCUGACUGGCAAGACCAUUGCCGUGGACACUGAACCUGAGGAUACGGUCGAAAGUGUUAAGAAACAGAUCGAUGAACGUGAGGAAAUCCCUCCGAACCAACAGCGGAUGAUCUUUGCCGGCAAACAGUUGGAAGAUGGACGCCAGCUACAGGAGUACAGCAUCAUCAAAGGUUCUACGAUUCACUUGGUGUUGCGUCUGAAGGGUGGCAUGCAGAUUUUCGUGAAGAUGCUGACUGGCAAGACCAUUGCCGUGGACACUGAACCUGAGGAUACGGUCGAAAGUGUUAAGAAACAGAUCGAUGAACGUGAGGAAAUCCCUCCGAACCAACAGCGGAUGAUCUUUGCCGGCAAACAGUUGGAAGAUGGACGCCAGCUACAGGAGUACAGCAUCAUCAAAGGUUCUACGAUUCACUUGGUGUUGCGUCUGAAGGGUGGCAUGCAGAUUUUCGUGAAGAUGCUGACUGGCAAGACCAUUGCCGUGGACACUGAACCUGAGGAUACGGUCGAAAGUGUUAAGAAACAGAUCGAUGAACGUGAGGAAAUCCCUCCGAACCAACAGCGCAUGAUCUUUGCCGGCAAACAGUUGGAGGAUGGCCGUCAACUGCAGGAGUACAGUAUCAUAAAGGGGUCUACCGUUCACCUUGUUUUGCGACUGAAGGGAGGAGAACAAUAAUUAGUUGAAAAAAUAAUUCAGAUUGCUGCCAACUGCUCUUGCCUUAUACCGGAUGAGAUGUCCUCAAACCCAAGCUGCCAAUAAUUAAGAAGGCUGGCUUUAAUGAUAACUGUAAAUGCCAACCUAGGAAUCUCUACUGCCCGAUCAUUGUAAAUGGAAUGACUGUACGUAAUCGAAAAAGUCUGACUAGACUUAAUUAAAAGCCAGUAGAUUUGAAAGCAAUAAACUUCAACUCUGGCUGUUUGAAAACACCAAGAAGCAGAAUUAAAUUGUGUUUGUUUUUUAAUAAAUUUGAAUUUUAAAAUAAAAAGAUAAAAAAAUUUA